UGUGUGCUCAUUGUCAUCCUUUAAUCUCACCAUUCAUGUCCAGAGAGAGAGAGAGUGUGCUCAUUGUCAUGGAGGCAUGGUGCUAGCUCCCCACUAUAUAAUAGAGACCCCCCAUGGGCUUCAUCCUCCACACACACCGCACCAAAACACAAGAGCAGCUCAGAACCUCCUUUUCAUCUUGUAGAAGAGGAAGAGAAGAGAAUAGAGAAGUUAGCUUGGGUAGGGUUCUUGGGGAAGAGUGUCUCCCACCGUUCGAUACUUCUUGUAGCCUUUGGAUCCAUCAGAUGCAUCGCCAGGCCAUGGGCGACGCGCUGUUGGAUCUGCUCGGGGAGGAGAUGGCAGCGGCGGCGGCCGGCGAGCACGGCCUGCCCCCGGGGUUCCGGUUCCACCCCACCGACGAGGAGCUGGUGACCUUCUACCUCGCCGCCAAGGUCCUGAACGGCGCCUGCUGCGGCGUGGACAUCGCCGAGGUGGACCUGAACCGGUGCGAGCCGUGGGAGCUCCCCGACGCGGCGCGGAUGGGCGAGCGCGAGUGGUACUUCUUGAGCCUCCGCGACCGCAAGUACCCGACGGGGAUGCGCACCAACCGCGCCACCGCCGCCGGCUACUGGAAGGCCACCGGCAAGGACCGCGAGGUGCUCAGCGCCGCCACCGGCGCCCUGCUCGGCAUGAAGAAGACGCUCGUCUUCUACAAGGGCCGCGCCCCGCGCGGCGAGAAGACCAAGUGGGUCCUCCACGAGUACCGCCUCGACGGCGACUUCGCCGCCGCCCGCCGCUCCUGCAAGGAGGAAUGGGUGAUCUGCAGGAUACUCCACAAGGCAGGCGACCAGUACAGCAAGCUGAUGAUGGUGAAGAGCCCCUACUACCUCCCCAUGGGAGUGGACCCAUCCAGCCUCUGCUUCCAGCAGGACCCCGCCGCCGCCCCUCCUCUCCCAAACCCUAGCGGCUGCUCGACCGCCGGCCUCCCCUUCCACCACGGCCACCACCCCGGCAUGCACCCUCCACUGCUGCCGGCCAACCAGCUCAAGCUCAGCAACGGCUGCGGCUUCCCUGCGUCGGCCUGCACGCAGGAGCCGCCGCCGAGCGGCUGCGGCGGCAGCAGCAACGCCGCCAUGGGCAUGCCGCCGCCAUACCCUCCUCCCUUCACCUCCAUCGUCGCUGGCAAGCCGGCCGCGCCGCCGCCCCAUGCGGCCGGGGUCGUCAGCGCCGGCGCGCCGGAGCCACCGGCGCCGCCACCAACCAGCUGGCUGGAGGCUUACGUGCAGCACGGCGGGUUCCUUUAUGAGAUGGGCCCGGGUGCAGCGCCCAGGGGCGCAUGAUCCGGACCGUUGGUCCCUUACGGUUGUCGCGCUGGUCGAUCGGUUUAUUUUAUUACCUUAUGAUCUUAUCUUGCGGUUGCUAGUACUAGUAGUAGCCGAUCUUCUUGUGAUCUUUCUUUCAGCUCAGUAAUUUGCAAGUGCGAGGUUCAGACAAGAGCACUUGUAGCUUAGAUCUGUCGUCAGUCAUUUUCCUGCUGUUAGCUCCUUUGUUGUCAACAAAUCAUUUGUACCUAGCUAGCUAGUUCUCAGUAAUUUGCAUGCAUGCAUUUGGAUCAUCAGAUCAACAAAGAGCAGCAGUAGUGGUAGCACUUGUACUGUUGAUCCAUCCACAUGCAGUGUGCUUGGUAAUUUUAUGCAUCACUUUGUUUCA
Molecule: messenger RNA, 1689 nt
Organism: Panicum virgatum (switchgrass)
Lineage: Eukaryota; Viridiplantae; Streptophyta; Magnoliopsida; Poales; Poaceae
Product: NAC domain-containing protein 46-like
Exons: 2
Coding region: 114-1319 (401 amino acids)
Biological process (GO): regulation of DNA-templated transcription
Molecular function (GO): DNA binding
Source: RefSeq, a predicted model, not a curated record